AUGGCUGAUAUCCGAACCAACGCCCUGAAAGAACCGGUGAAGGUCGCCGAAUACCUGUUCCGGCGUCUCCACCAGAUGGGAGUCCGCUCGGUUCACGGCGUUCCCGGCGACUACAACCUCGUUGCUCUCGACUAUAUUCCCAAGAAUGGCCUCAAUUGGGAUCGCUUGCUAAUAACUGCACCAGCCUAUGCUGCCGACGGUUACGCCCGAGUCAAGGGUAUUGCCGCCCUCGUCACCACUUUCGGAGUCGGUGAGCUCUCUGCCAUAAACGGCGUCGCUGGAGCUUUCUCGGAACAGAUUCCCGUCGUUCACAUUGUCGGUUGCCCCACGACUCGGUCGCAAAAGAACGGCAUGUUGCUGCACCACACUCUCGGCAAUGGCGACUUCAGAGUCUUUACCACCAUGAACAAGGAGAUUUCCUGCGCAGUGGCACAGCUCAACAAUCCCGUAGAUAUUGCGACUCAGAUCGACUAUACUCUGCGCGAAUGUUGGAUCCAAAGUCGGCCCGUUUACAUCACUCUCCCCACGGAUAUGGUCGAGGAGAAGGUGGAAGGGGCGAGGCUCAAAACCCCAAUCGACCUCACCGAACCAAAGAACGACCCAGUGAGGGAAAGCUAUGUCGUCGAUGUGAUUUUGAGGACUUUGUACAACGCAAAGAACCCCAUCAUCCUGGUAGAUGCCUGCUCGAUUCGCCAUAGGGUAGUUCCCUUAGUCAAGAAGCUCGUUGAGAAGACACACCUUCCUUACUUCGCGACGCCAAUGGGUAAAGGAGCUCUGGAUGAAACUGACCCCCUCUAUGGCGGCAUUUACGCUGGGUCUGGCUCACAGGAGGAGGUCAGACAGCGGGUGGAGUCCUCGGACCUGAUUUUGUUUGUCGGCUCCCUCAAGAGCGACUUCAACACGGCCGGCUUCUCUUAUCGUACCUCGCAACUCAAGACCAUCAAUUUGCAUAGUACAUAUUGUGUAGUCCGCUACGCCGAGUACCCUGGCGUCCGAAUGAGUGGAGUCCUGAAAACGUUGAUCGAUAAAGUAGACGUCUCCAGGGUGACGAUCACGCCGCUUUCUAGCAGAAAUGGCACCAUCGCGCAUCCCAAACAGUCACAGGCCAUCACGCACGAUUGGCUGUGGCCCAAGGUUAGCGAGUUCUUGAAGGAGCGUGACAUUGUCGUAACCGAGACGGGCACGGCAAAUUUCGGAAUCUUGAGUACAAAGUUCCCGGCCGGCGUCACGGCCCUGAAUCAAAUCCUAUGGGGCAGUAUCGGAUGGUCAGUUGGAGCCUGCCAGGGAGCCGCACUGGCCGCACAGGAUGCCAGGGACGACAGGAGGACGAUAUUGUUUGUCGGAGAUGGCUCUUUCCAGCUCACAGCCCAGGAGCUCAGCACUAUGAUCAGGCACAAGUUGAACCCCAUCAUAUUCGUCAUUUGUAAUGAAGGUUUCACCAUUGAGCGCUUCAUCCACGGCAUGGAUGCCGCUUAUAAUGACAUUGCUGGGUGGCAAUUCAAGGAGCUGGUAACAGUUUUCGGAGGAACAGACAAGACGACUCGCAAGAUUCAGAUCAAGACUAGGUCUGAACUGGAGAAACUCUUCAAGGAAGAUGAGUUCAACGCGGCUAGGAAGCUGCAGUUCGUCGAACUUUACAUGCCCAAGGAAGAUGCCCCGACAGUUCUGGUCAAGACAGCGGAGGCCAGUGCUAAGGUCAAUAGUGAGAGGGACUAA
Molecule: messenger RNA, 1716 nt
Organism: Scedosporium apiospermum
Lineage: Eukaryota; Fungi; Ascomycota; Sordariomycetes; Microascales; Microascaceae
Product: Pyruvate decarboxylase
Exons: 4
Coding region: 1-1716 (571 amino acids)
Molecular function (GO): thiamine pyrophosphate binding; carboxy-lyase activity; magnesium ion binding
Source: RefSeq, a predicted model, not a curated record